UCUUCACAGGCACAAUAGUAGGGUUAGUAAAUGAGAACUGAUAUAUGACGAAUACCAUGAAGAAUUGUUUCACUAGGAAGAUCAACAGUGCAGUAUUCAAUCAAACGGACCUAUGACGCUAACAAGCUUGUAAAUAUUAAACCUUAUAGAAGCUGCUACAUAAAUAAUUAAGUGCUUAUCGCAACUGAUUAAGUCAUCGAAGUUGUUCGAUAGAGUGAUUGGACAUUUUUGUAAACCAAAUUGGUUAUGAAUAUCUGAAACUUUAUUCAAAGAAGUACUAGUAUUUAUUUGUACUUUCAUUCAUUUUGGGUGCAUGGACAACACAAAAUUAGAUAAAUAUAAUGCAGGGCAGGUUAAUAGCAACUCCUCGAAAAUUACCACUAUUUGUAUUUCCACAAAAUAUGACUUUCUUUUUAAGUGACCAGUCUACUCAUAAACAAAUUCUAACUGUGUAUAACCCAUAUGAUUUUCCAAUAACAUUUAAAGUACUAUGCACUGCACCAGAUAAAUAUAAAGUUGUUCCUCCAGAAGGAACAAUAAAAUCAUUAUGUUGUGUUGAUAUUGUUGUAAGACAUACAUCUCUUGUUAUGAGUAAUUGCAAUGUUAUUGAUAAAUUUAAAAUACGAAUCCAAGAUUAUCCUAAUAAACAGAUUAUAGGAAGAAAAGAUGUGAAAGCUCAACUGCUCCCUGGAACAAGAGAAACAUCUCAAGGAACAAGAGAAACAGCUGGAAGAUCUACACCAAUGUUUGAGCAGCUUCCUGUAAAUGAAGAGACUGAGCAACAAUCAUUUGCUCUUAUAGGUCAAAAUGAAGCAAUUGAUAAGUGGGUACCAAAGUCACGAAAGUUACAACAUAAUUUAUUUCAUGAAAAUAUUCCAGAUAAAAAUACAAAAAUGUACCUACCCUCAAAUAUAAAAAGUACUAUGGAUAAAGGAGAAAUAAAUUAUGUAGCACUAUUUGCUGGAAUUAUUUGUAUAGCUGGAUUACUUUUACCUACAGAGGGAGAACAAAAUAAUAGAGUGCCUGAUUAUCUCCAUAUCUCUUCAAGCUUUAAAUUAAUAUUUUCAUUUGUAUUAGGUAUGGUCACAAGUAUUAUUUUAAGGUUGUAA
Molecule: messenger RNA, 1109 nt
Organism: Habropoda laboriosa
Lineage: Eukaryota; Metazoa; Arthropoda; Insecta; Hymenoptera; Apidae
Product: motile sperm domain-containing protein 1-like
Exons: 7
Coding region: 342-1109 (255 amino acids)
Cellular component (GO): cytoplasm
Source: RefSeq, a predicted model, not a curated record